UGUUCGUUUAGGAGAAUGUGCCACAGCUCAUAGCAGAAAAUGGCGAUUCUAGCACAGUUCCCCAGCUAAGGCAAGCAAGGGAGCAGACAGACAGACAGCGUUCACGUCACAAACUGGAUCAUGGUUUUAAGGUGGACCAGAAGAUGUAGCUGAGGACAACAGGCUGACAGAAGGCUGAAGACACUAGAGAAGGUUCUCAGGUGCUUCCUCCGGAGAGAGGGGGAGGGGUGGGGGGGGCGGGGGCUUGGUCCCUUGGAGCACCACCUCCAGAGCUUCACCAUGUCCAAGAAGUGGCCCGGGGGGGCCGGGGGGGCUGGGGGCCGAGGCAAGAUGGAGAGGGCCGAUACGUUGGCGGCCCUGCAGGCUGCCAAUGAAGAUCUGAGGGCCAAACUCACAGACAUCCAGAUAGAACUACAGCAGGAGAAAAGCAAGGUUAGUAAGCUGGAGAGAGAGAAGAGCCAUGAGGUGAGACAUGAGCAACACAAGUCUACAGUGGUGGUGACUGAGCUGAAGGCCAAGCUCCACGAGGAGAAGACUAAGGAGCUCCAGGGGCUCAGGGAGACGCUGCUACGGACCCACGAGCUGGAGCUGAUGAGGGUUAUCAAGAUCAAAGACGGAGAGAUCCAGAGACUACAGGCGCUGGUUAAUGCGCUGCGAGAUGGAUCCACAGACAAGGUGAAGACGGCUCUGUUUGCGGAGGCACGUGAGGAGGCCAGGCGUGGUUUUGAGGGGGACAGGAGCAGACUACAGCAGGAGAUCUAUGAGCUGAAGGGCAUGAAGAGACAGAUGGAGGAAGCUCUGAACUUGGCCGUCCAGGCAGACAAGACCAAGGCUGCUGAGAUACGGUCCGUCUAUCAUGUACACCAGGAGGAGAUCACCCGCAUCAAGAGGGAGUGUGAGAGGGAGAUACGCAGACUGAUGGAUGAGAUUAAGGUAAAAGACAGAGCAUGCUGUGUGCUGGGGAAGGAGCUGGGUGUUCAGGCUGGACACACUCAGAGGCUCCAGCUGCAGAAGGAGGCUGUGGAUGAGCAGCUAGCCCAGAUCAGAAGCAGAGAGGUUGGGGCAGGAGGACACCUCCACAGCCCCAAACGAGACGCUCCUUACCCCAGUGGUGCAGGAGACACCUCAGAGAGCCUCGAACAGCAGUUGGAUGAGAAGGACGUGCGACGCUUCCAACUGAAGAUCGCUGAGCUGAGUGCCGUCAUCCGCAAACUGGAGGACCGCAACGCCCUCUUGUCAGAGGAAAGAAAUGAACUGCUGAAGCGCCUAAGAGAGGCAGAGAGCCAGUUUAUGCCCCUGCUGGACAAGAACAAGAGGCUGAGCAGGAAGAAUGAGGAGCUGGCCCACGCAUUCAGACGCAUGGAGAACAAACUACGCUUCAUUACAGAGGAGAACAUGGAAAUGAGAGAGAAGGUAGCCACCAAAAGACGUCCCAGCUCUCUAAACGACCUUGAUCAGAGUCAGGAGGAGAGAGAGAUCGAGUUCCUCAGACUGCAGGUUCUGGAACAGCAGAAUAUUAUUGACGACCUGUCAAAGGCACUGGAGACAGCUGGAUACGUGAAGAGUGUGAUUGAAAGAGAUAUGCUGCUGAGGUACAGACGACAGGGCAGCAUAGGGAGGAAGAAGGCCAUCAGGCCGUGUAAACCGGUGGUAGAGACGUUCUUUGGUUACGAUGAAGAGGCUUCUAUAGACUCAGACGGUUCCUCCAUCUCCUUCCACACAGACAGGACACCGUGCACACCAGACGAUGACCUGGAGGAGGGUAUGAUCAGGGAGGAGACAGAGAUGAGGUUUCAUCAGUUGACCAUGGAGUACCAGGCUCUUCAGAGAGCCUAUGCACUUCUACAGGAGCAGGUGGGGGGCACGUUUGAUGCAGAGAAGGAAGUCAAGACAAGAGAACAGUUGCAAGCAGAGCUUAUUCUCUACCAAACCAGAAUACAGGACCUGGAGUGUGUUCUGUCCCAGCAAGGACAGGAUAUGAAGUGGAUCGAGGAGAAACAAGCCCUGUAUCAAAGAAAUCAAGAACUUAUAGAGAAGAUCAAGCACAUGGAAACAGAGGAGUCACGUUUAAAAAACGAAUUUCAGGACGCCAGAGACCAAAAUGAACUCCUGGAGUUCCGGAUCCUUGAACUUGAAGAGAGGGAGAGGAGAUCUCCAGGAAUCAACUUCCACGACAUCCACUUCUGUGAAGGCAUCAGUCCACUGCAGGUGUACUGUGAGGCCGAGGGAGUCACAGACAUCAUCAUCACAGAGCUAAUGAAAAAGCUAGAUAUACUGGGGGAUAAUGCCAACCUAUCCAAUGAGGAGCAGGUGGUGGCCAUUCACGCCAGGACCGUCUUAACGCUAGCAGAGAGGUGGCUUGAGAAUAUAGAGGUCACCAAAACAGCUUUAGCACAGAAAAGGAUGGACAUUGAAAGUGAGAAGCAUGUGUUCAGUAAACAGAAAGGCUAUCUGGAUGAGGAGUUGGACUACAGGAAACAGUCCGUGGCUGAGGCUCACAAGAGGAUCUUGGAGCUAGAGGCAAUGCUGUUUGAUACCCUGCAACAGGAUGCGGGGGCCAAGAUGUCAGAGAUGCUGUCGGACGACGAGAGGGAGACACUGCGUCGGGCGGUUGAGCAGUGGAAGAGAGGAGUCAUGAUGGAGCUCAGAGAGAGGGACUCACAGAUCCUCAGGGAGAGAAUGGACAUGCUACAGCACUCACAGCAGUUGACCAAUCAAACCCAACUAUAG
Oncorhynchus kisutch (coho salmon) is the source of this 2730-nucleotide messenger RNA. RefSeq names its product janus kinase and microtubule-interacting protein 3-like. Bases 280 to 2730 code for a protein of 816 amino acids. The transcript is spliced from 21 exons. NCBI's taxonomy places the organism in Eukaryota, Metazoa, Chordata, Actinopteri, Salmoniformes, Salmonidae. The record is from RefSeq and is a predicted model, not a curated record. Gene Ontology annotation, molecular function: kinase binding; microtubule binding.